This is a messenger RNA of Exophiala spinifera, 510 nucleotides long. RefSeq lists its product as uncharacterized. Gene Ontology annotation, cellular component: cytosol; endoplasmic reticulum. NCBI's taxonomy places the organism in Eukaryota, Fungi, Ascomycota, Eurotiomycetes, Chaetothyriales, Herpotrichiellaceae. The transcript has 2 exons. The coding region runs from base 1 to 510 and encodes 169 amino acids. The record is from RefSeq and is a predicted model, not a curated record.
AUGUCCCCCUCUUCGGCGGCCGCGACGCUGCUUCAACGGCAACUGAAACAGAUGAAGUCUGACAAAGACAUACCUGGGAUCAGCUGCGGCCUUGCUGACGACAAUAUCUUCGAGUGGGAAGUAAUGCUCAUGAUCAACGACGAUUGCAAGUAUUAUGGAGGUGGUUUCUUUCGCGCCCGAAUGUCCUUCCCUCAGGAGUAUCCUUUGAUGCCUCCCAAACUGAAAUUCGAGACACCCAUCUUCCACCCCAACGUUUACCCCUCUGGCGAAGUGUGUAUUUCCAUCCUACAUCCUCCCGAAGAAGACAAAUAUGGAUACGAGUCUGUUGCCGAGAGGUGGUCGCCGGUACAAUCGCCGGAAACCAUCUUAAUAUCGGUCAUCAGCAUGCUGAGUAGUCCCAACGACGAGAGUCCGGCCAAUGUGGACGCAGCCAAGUUAUGGCGCGAAGAUCCGAAAGCUUUCAGAAGGAAAUGCCAAAGAAUCGUCCGGGAAUCGCUGGGUGAAGAGUGA